AUGGGACCGACGUCAUAUAAAAUCGUUGCCAUUCGCAAAUACUGACCGCCCAUCUCUAGCUUUAUCCACAUCUAUCAUUUACCAUGUCUCUCUCAAAGCACAUCAAUCCUAGCAAACUCAUCCGCGAGUCCAAGGAUAAGAACUCCAACCAUCAUCAUCUGAUUAGUUCUAGGGAGUCUGAUUCUACAUCUCACCCAUAUGGAGCGCGGUACGGAAUCACAUCUGUCCCCAAGUUUCAUAUCCCUUCCAAGGGAACCAGCGCGCAGACCGCGUACCAGCUGAUCCAUGAUGAACUGGCCCUUGAUGGAUCUCCCAGUCUCAAUCUUGCGUCCUUUGUGAACACCUGGAUGCCAGAGCCUGCGGACAAGUUGAUGUUGGAAAAUAUGUCCAAAAACUUGAUCGAUCAGGAUGAGUAUCCUAUGACGCAGGAAAUUCAUACCCGUUGUGUCUCGAUCCUUGCUGAUCUUUGGCAUGCACCUUCGGCGCAUCAGGCAAUUGGGACCGCUACUACUGGUUCAUCGGAAGCUAUACAGCUGGGGGGUCUUGCCAUGAAGCGGCUCUGGCAAGAGCGUCGCAAGGCUGAGGGCAAGUCUAUCCAUGAGCCUGGCCCCAACAUCGUCAUGGGUGCCAAUGCCCAGGUCGCUCUUGAAAAGUUUGCACGUUACUUCGAGGUUGAAUGCCGCCUCGUCCCAGUUAGUGUCGAGAGCAAGUAUAGACUCGACCCCCAGAAAGCCAUGCAAUAUGUCGACGAAAAUACCAUUGGCGUUUAUGUCAUCCUCGGUAGUACUUACACCGGUCACUAUGAACCAGUAAAGGAGAUGUCUGACCUUCUCGACGAAUACGAGCAGAAGACAGGAAUCAGCAUCCCCAUCCACGUCGACGGAGCUUCGGGUGCCUUCGUCGCGCCCUUUGCGCACCCAAAGCUGCUUUGGGACUUCAAGCUUCCGCGGGUUGUCUCUAUCAACACCUCAGGCCACAAGUAUGGUCUGGCUUACGUAGGUGUCGGUUGGGUGGUAUGGCGCUCCAAGGCAUACCUUCCGAAGGACCUCAUCUUUGAGUUGCAUUACCUUGGUUCAGUCGAGUACUCGUUCUCGCUCAACUUCUCCCGUCCUGCCGCACCCAUCAUCGCUCAAUACUUCAACUUUGUGCACCUUGGGUUUGAGGGAUACCGUGCAGUAGCUAAGGAUGACCUCAAAAAUGCAAGGCUCUUGAGUCGUGCUCUCGAUAAGUCUGGCUGGUACACAGUUCUUAGCGAUAUACACCGGCCAAAAGCCAAAAAUAUUCUUCAGGAGAAUAACCAUGGGACUACCGACUUCGACGAAGAAAACUCGGAGAACUAUGAAGACGGUCUUCCGGUUGUCGCAUUCCGGUUCUCCGACAGCUUCCAAGAGUCGUACCCUGAAAUCCAACAGAAAUGGAUUCAGAUUCUUUUGCGAACUAAAGGGUGGAUUGUCCCGAACUACGAACUUGCCCCUGACUUGGACAAAGUUGAAAUCCUUCGGGUCGUCAUCAGGGAGAACGCGACUGAAGCGCUGGUGGAGCGCCUGUUGGGAGAUAUCAUCGAGAUUACCCAAGACAUCAUUAAACAAGACUCCCCGACAAAUGCCCUCACCUUACUUGGAAAACACAGCCGUGACAAUGUUGGUAAGAUGGACGAAGGCUCUGGGUCGAAGUACUCUGGUACGUACUCGAAGCAGUGUUAGAGAUGGCUGAGGUGAGAGAGCGGUAGAAAUAUGGCGAUAUUUUAGCAUUGGCCCAAGGCUCGGUUCAGAUGUACGAUUGUAGGAAUAAGGAACUUUGUCAAUUUCAAAACUUUGGUUCUGGUCACUUAUGUCCGAC
Suillus discolor is the source of this 1839-nucleotide messenger RNA. Its product is annotated as pyridoxal phosphate-dependent transferase. The transcript is spliced from 9 exons. The coding region runs from base 84 to 1703 and encodes 539 amino acids. Gene Ontology annotation, molecular function: pyridoxal phosphate binding; glutamate decarboxylase activity. NCBI's taxonomy places the organism in Eukaryota, Fungi, Basidiomycota, Agaricomycetes, Boletales, Suillaceae. Gene Ontology annotation, biological process: L-glutamate catabolic process. Gene Ontology annotation, cellular component: cytosol. The record is from RefSeq and is a predicted model, not a curated record.